CUCACUCUUGGAUGCAAUGCAAUUCUCCCAGCCCUGCACCGACUCUGAGGGUCACAGGCGAGGGACUCCGGCCAAAGGCCACGCGGAAGCCCGGCCUGCCGCCAGGCAGCAGGCCGCAGGGCAGCGACCGGGCAGCGACGCACACGCACGGGCACACACGGAGCCACAGGCCGCAGGUGCGGAUGUGGACCUCCUCGGCCUCGCCUUGCUCACUCUCCUUUUCCCCAACCCCCAGCCGCGCCCGCACAAAGGAGUUUUGUUUGCUGCAGCAGCAGGUGACCGCAGGGGCCCUGCUUUGCCUAGCUCUGUGCCGCAAGUCUCUCAGGUAACAGGUGGCAGCUUCCCUGUUGGGUUCUAGGAAUAAAAAGAAUGACCUCAUAGGGUGGAGCUCUGGGACUCCCAGAGAGGUGGCAGGCACAGCCGUAACCCGGAGUGAAGCAGUCGACUUGAAAGGGGCAGUUAAAGCGGGCCCUCCAGCGGCCCCAACCUGGCCUGGGCACCUUAGCGACCAGCCGCCUCUGCAGCCUGUCUUCGCCUCAGAUGGAGCCCGAGGAGAGCCCUGGCAGAGAGCACCUGGGCGCCAAGAGGAAGAACCUGAGCUUCCCGAGGCCCAGGCUCUGCACGCUGGAGAGAAGGAAGACGGACACUGCGGUGGAGGGCAGCGCUCCCCGGGACCGCUCUGGAGCCUUGAGGAGGAGCCAGUCCGACAGGACCGAGUACAGCCAGAAACUGCAAGAGAAGAUGACUCCACAAGCAGAGAGCUCUGGCGCGGAGGCCCCAAGCUCGGAGGAAGAGCAUCAGAUGAGGAGGAUGAUGGCAAAGCGGGCAAAAAUCAUCAAGGAGCUGAUACAGACGGAGAAGGAUUAUCUCAAUGAUCUAGAGCUGUGUGUUCGGGAAGUGGUUCGGCCCCUGAGAAAUAAACAGAUUGACAGGCUGGACGUGGACAGCUUGUUCGGCAACAUCGAAGCCGUGCACCGGAUGUCAGCCGAGCUGCUGGCCUUGCUGGAGGAGGCCACGGCAGACGUGGAGCCCGCCAGGCAGACGAUCGGAGAAGUAUUCUUGCAGAUCAAAGGGCCCCUGGAAGAUACCUAUAAAAUCUACUGCUAUCACCACGAUGAAGCGCACAGUGUCCUGGAGUCCUACGAAAAGGAGGAAGAGCUGAAGCAACAUUUGAGCCACUGUCUCCAGUCCUUAAAGAAAAUAUAUAUGCAAGAAGGCAAACCAAACUUAUUGGACAUGGGCUCUUUGAUGAUCAAACCAAUUCAGCGUGUGAUGAAAUAUCCCUUGUUACUGUGUGAACUUCGAAAUUCCACCCCUACCUCUCACCCCGAUCACGGAGCUCUGGAGGCUGCCUUCGCUGCUGUGAAGGACAUCAAUGUUAACAUCAAUGAACUCAAGAGAAGGAAAGAUUUGGUUCUGAAAUACAAGAAGAAUGAUGAGGAUGAAUCGCUUAAAGACAAACUGUCAAAACUAAGCAUUCAUUCAAUUAGCAAGAAAUCAAAAAGAGUGACAAAUCAUCUAAAGAUUCUGACCAGAAGAGAAUCGCAGGUGAAAGACAAUACCUUUAACAGAGAAGAAAAGCUAUUUAGAUCCUUAGAAAAGACUGUGAGGCAUUGUGUGAAGAGCAUUUCAUUCUGUCUUCAGCACAUACAGGACGCCCUGCCCCUGGCUCUGCAGAGUGCGACGGACCUCCAGACGAUUUCGCACCGUGGAGAUGAGGGGGAGAGGGGUGAUUCAGAGACCCUGAGCAAUGCCUCAAAUCCCUGUCCUGACUUUGCAGCUCACUUACAGAGGCUCGUCCUGACCCCCCUGUCAGCCCUGCUGUCCUUAUUCCCAGGGCCUCACAAGCUCAUCCAGAAACGCUACGACAAACUGCUGGACUACAACAGCUACCUGCAGCGGUCAGCAGGAGAUGAGUCGGACUUGGCCAAAAAGGAAUACGAGGCCCUCAACGCCCAGCUCGUGGAGGAGCUGCAGGUGUUCAACCAGGCUGCUCGGGGGAUUCUGUUGAACUGUCUGUGCAGCCUCCUCACCCUCCUCAGGGACCUGAUGCUCUGGGCACAGCGGGCUUACUCCACAGUGGAGCCGGCGUCACUGCCGGUCUCAAGCAUUUCUGAGAUUCAGAAUCGACUUCUGGAAGAGGUUCAAAAUCUGAAUUUUGUAAAAGACAACAGCGCCACCUUUAUUGAGAGGAAACUUAGUUUUGAAAAGAAGAAGCCUGUGCAGAUUCCGCCAGAAAUGCCACGUCAAAAUGACGCUCACCGCUCCAAACUUCUAUCCACAUACCACGCAGGGGAACUUUAUCAAGCUAAGCGCAGGUGCAAUGCUACACAGGACUUGGACAUCGGCCUUCUGGAAGGAGAGCUGGUGGCUGUGAUGGAACAGAAAGAUCCACUGGGCAGUAUAGGCAGGUGGCUUGUUGACACAGGAAUUGUAAAAGGAUAUGUGUAUUCCUCCUUCCUGAAACCCUAUAAUCCAGCAAAAAUGCAGAAAGUGGAUGCAGAGAGCAGGUUCUGCGAUGAUGACUUUGACAACAUCAGCCUCUUUGUGUCCUCCCGCCUGGCCAGUGGCGGCGUCACCGGCACCCCGGAGAGCAGCACAGGUGCCGGCAGCUUGUCCCUCAGCGGCACGGGUGGAAAGUUGGAAACAAACGGCACCAGCGUUGACAGUUUUCAAGCAGUGGAUGAACAGAUUUUCUAUGCAGUUCAUGCUUUUCAAGCGCGGAGUGACCAUGAACUCAGCCUUCAAGAGUACCAAAGAGUCCAUAUACUUAGAUUCUGUGACCUAAGUGGAAAUAAAGAAUGGUGGUUAGCUGAAGCUCAAGGGAAGAAAGGGUAUGUGCCAGCUAACUACCUUGGCAAGAUGACUUAUGCUUAAGAAGAUAAGCCUUUGACUUAUUUUCUGGCAAGCUGUUUAUUGACUGUCUCAUAAAAUUGAUAUUACAAAGUUUUGGACCUGAACGCAAGAAAGCUCCGAACUAUAUGAACUGAUACUGUACCAGGUUUUAAGGAAGACUGUAGAUUAUUUCAUGAAUGUAUUACAAACAAUACAUGUUGAAGGAAAUAUUAAUCCAACAGAAAUAGCAAACAGCCUAAGCCCCAACUAUCAACUACAUAAAAGUGGGGAUCUUUUGAAAGGAUGAAUAUGUUCUUUUAUCAUCAUGAAAGGUUGGACCUAAGGAUAGGUUUUUCAAUUUAUUGUAAUGUUUUUAACUGUGUAUUUUCUUAACUAUGCUUUUGUUGUAUUUCUCUCUUGCAAAUGCAUGUAUGUUUAUAUAUAUACAUAUAUAAAUCCAUAUUAUGCACUAUAUAUGUUUGUAAUAUAGAUCAUACACAUAUAUAUGUAAGCCAGUUGGUAUACUAAAUACACAUAAGAAUAGCAAUUAAUUAGCAGCCAACUAGUAGUCUUUAAUGUAGAAAUUCCUUUAAGUUUUGAACCAAUGGAAAAAACUGAGUAACUUGACAUUAAUAAUAUCUAACAUUUACUGAAUCCAAACUACAUGCCAGACAUUGUUCUAAGUGUUUUAUGUGUAGUAACUUAUUCAAUACUCAAAACACUGUGAGAAAACUGUGGCCCAAAGAGGUGAAGUGGUUUAGCGUGAGUCACACUGCUAAAAGUGAAGCUGGGACUCUAGCGCAGGGGGUCUGGCUCCAGGAUUCAUGCUCCUAACCAUCACACUGAACUCUUUGUUAUCUGCAAGGUACUUAGUGAUGCAAAUAAUGAACAUAGAGGAGGACCAUUCUUCUCUCAGGCUUAUGGUUUAAGUCUUUAGAAGCUCUUCAGAAUUAAGGAUUACAAACGACCUCCAUGAUAGGAGCCUAGAGAAAAUGAAGUAUCUAGGUUUAUUAUUUUUGUUUUAACAAUUUUUGAAAGUAUAAUUGUUUAAAAAUCAUCCCAUAUGAUUGCUAAUGAUACUUUAAUGAAAUAUUUUUGGAUUGCUCGAUUAUUUGGAUAAUAAAUGGGAAAUGUGUGCUUCCAGUUCUAAGUCAAGAUGUAAAUAUUUUUAGUUGCCAAUUUGUACUUAGACAAGGCAGGCAUUGAGGAUAACAUUUGCUACAACACAAUGUCCUGGGACAUUGAACUUUAAUUUGGGUAUUGUUCAGAGAACUGUCCUUUAGGAUUUCAGACAUAUUUCGUCAAGACAUUUUAUGAACUAAAGAUGCUAAAAAAAAGAUUAAAUUAAAUUUGACUUUAGUGGUUUCCUUUAAAAAUCAAAUUAAAGUGACUUUUCAUUGUCCAUAUAAAAUGUGCUAAUGUGACAUUAAUUUUAAAGUUGAUUGUAACUUUGUAAGAUUUAUUUGAUCCUUAUAAUAUAUAGUAUGUUACAUAUUACUGAGGAAUAUAAAUAAGAAAAUGAAGAGUGCUACUUUUCAGAGGGCUGCUGACCAUAAAACACACACACACAACACAACACAAUAGAAAUUUAUAACACAUUUACAUACAAAACAUUUACAUUUUGAUAUUGUUAUUAAAAUCAUUAAUCUAAAGAUGAUUUUAUAAGAUUUACUAAUAAGUUGUUUCACAUAAAAUACUGUUUUGAAUUGGGUACUAAAAGAAGGCUUUUUUUUUUUUCGAGACAGAGUCUCA
Molecule: messenger RNA, 4587 nt
Organism: Microcebus murinus (gray mouse lemur)
Lineage: Eukaryota; Metazoa; Chordata; Mammalia; Primates; Cheirogaleidae
Gene: ARHGEF38
Product: Rho guanine nucleotide exchange factor 38
Cellular component (GO): cytoplasm
Molecular function (GO): protein binding; guanyl-nucleotide exchange factor activity
Source: RefSeq, a predicted model, not a curated record